Molecule: messenger RNA, 714 nt
Organism: Alternaria atra
Lineage: Eukaryota; Fungi; Ascomycota; Dothideomycetes; Pleosporales; Pleosporaceae
Exons: 1
Coding region: 1-714 (237 amino acids)
Source: RefSeq, a predicted model, not a curated record
AUGCGAUCGAUCACGCCUGAGCCAACAGUACGACCGCGGGAUUUCUAUCUCACAAACCGUGGCAUCCGUCUCAAGCUUGGCCUUGCAUGGGACAACGAUACUGGACUCGCCAUAUUACCAGUGAAACACUCCCUGGGUACGGUUGGUAAGCCUGUUGGUGUAUAUCUCAGGAGAGUCGGGCCGGAUUUAUUUGUUCGCGCACUGCCUCAAGAGUGCCCUACGGUGAAGACAGAAGUGACGUACACCGAGUUCACUGCAGCCAAGUCUUUGACGGCUACCCAAGCCUCAACAAUUAUGGACAAGGUCAUGCGAGUGAUGAAGCCCGCGAGUGUCCGUGUAAGUCGAGUCGAACCCCGUGGACUAUGGGACCCGUCCGCAAAAUGGCUGCACGCAACACACACCGGCGCUCUCAUCGGCUACAUGGAGUUCCAAGCGGACUCAUAUCCUGUUUUCGCAUUCGUGUUCUUCUUUAGAAACGGCCAUUGGUCAGCCACAGUGGUUGUUGGUGAUCGGUGGACCGCUAGACGCAAGGAGUUUCACAAGUAUUACCGCGACAACCUCCACGAGCUCCGAUAUUUCGACACAAUGGGUGAUGCGAGGAUGGAGAAGGUCGACAAGAUCAAACCUGAUUCCCAUGUCUUGACACUGCAUAUGCGAGUUGCAAGGGGUACUGGGCGACCCCAUCUGGAAAUAAAGGAAGUACAUAGGAAGUAG